AUGGCCUCAUACUCGACCACCGUCACCAAGAUCCCUGACCUGGGUCCUGCACCCGAGGAUGCCUCAUUCAAGCCUCACCAUGUCAAGAAGAACGGCACCAGAGUCGGCUUCAAGAACGUCCACCCUUCCUUCGGUGAUGGCAUCGGCCCUUCUAAGAUGUUCCGACAUGUCCUCUGGCCGCAAUUGACCGGCGAGCUCAAAUGGCCUGACACCACGCCGCCAACUGUGACCGUCAAGAAGCCUGAGUUUCUGGCCACCCGCACCGCCUCGGACAAGCUCCGCGCGACAUGGCUAGGCCACGCCUGCUACUACGUUGAGUUCCCCUCAGGCCUGCGCGUGCUCUUCGACCCCGUCUUCGAGGACCGCUGCUCGCCCUUCUCCUUCAUGGGCCCUAAGCGUUUUACGCCCAAGCCCUGCGAUCUCGCCGACAUUCCAUUUGUCGACGCCGUCUUCAUCAGCCACAGCCAUUAUGACCACCUCUCUCACGAAUCCGUCCUCACCAUCCAGAAGCACAACCCCAAGGCCCACUUCUUUGUCGGCCUGGGUUUGGAGUCAUGGUUUAAGAAGGCCGGGCUGAAGAACGUGACAGAGUUGGACUGGUGGGAAGACGCGGAGAUCACCUUGAACGUAGACAAGGGCGUUGAUGAGGCGCCAGAAAGUAUCACCGCCCAAGUUUCAUGCCUCCCUUGCCAGCACACCUCUGCACGCACGCCCUUCGACAAGGACACGACGCUCUGGGCUUCAUGGGGCGUCAAGUCCGCCGGCAAGUCGGUCUGGUUCGGAGGUGACACCGGGUACCGCGCCGUGCCGUGGACCCCGCUCGACGUGGAUGACUACGGCCCAAAGUACGCGCACCUGCCCAUGUGCCCGCAGUUCAAACAGAUUGGCGACCUGCGGGGACCCUUCAAUCUAGGCCUGAUUCCCAUCGGCGCGUACUUUCCCCGUGUUGCCUUCUCAGGAAUGCACGCCAACCCUUUCGAUUCGGUUGAGAUCUUCAAAGACACCAAGUGCGAGCGCGCCAUGGGUAUCCACUGGGGAACGUGGGCCCUGACCAUGGAAGAAGUGCUGGAGCCGCCCAAGCUUCUUCAAGAGGCCAUGAAGCGCAAGGGUCUACCCGCAACGGGUGUGUUUGACGUGUGUGAUAUUGGGGAGAGCAGGGAGUUCUAG
Colletotrichum orchidophilum is the source of this 1167-nucleotide messenger RNA. Its product is annotated as NAPE-hydrolyzing phospholipase D. The coding region runs from base 1 to 1167 and encodes 388 amino acids. The transcript has 2 exons. The record is from RefSeq and is a predicted model, not a curated record. Gene Ontology annotation, biological process: N-acylphosphatidylethanolamine metabolic process; N-acylethanolamine metabolic process. Gene Ontology annotation, cellular component: membrane-bounded organelle; cytoplasm. Gene Ontology annotation, molecular function: zinc ion binding; N-acylphosphatidylethanolamine-specific phospholipase D activity. NCBI's taxonomy places the organism in Eukaryota, Fungi, Ascomycota, Sordariomycetes, Glomerellales, Glomerellaceae.